CGAAAAAAAGCAUUCGUUUUUGUCCGACCGUUAGUCGCCAUUUUGACAGUGUACGCAUCCUCACGAAAGUUCGUUUUUGAUAAAUAUAUUUCCAUAUUUCACUGCGUUGAUAGGUACCAUCGAUUCCGUAUUAUGUCUCGGUUCAACAAUAAUCGCGGCGGCCUUGGAAUGAACCAUUUCCAGCAGCGAAGAGGCGGUGGGCCUAUCGGUCCUAUGCGUGGUGGCCUAAUGGGAAACCCACAUUUCCGGAGCCAUCCUUUCCAGCAUCCAAACCAGAAUCGGAGAGGACACAACAACAAUAACUACAACAACCGGCCAAACCAAGGACCGAAAAACAACCCCCCUAAGCCGCAACAGUCGACCCCCGCUGCUCCUACACCAACUCCAGGCCCAGCACUCACGAUGAAAGGCCCGGCUCAGCAGCAGAAGCCUGCGGAACAGAUACAAAACCAGCAGGAGCAACAGAAAGUAAGCACUCCAGGGGCUCAGCCCAACGUCCAGUCGGCACCACCGAAAUCCGAUACAUCUUCCUCUCAGCCGAAACCGACGGAACCAAACCAGCAGCCCAAACCAGCGGCUGGAAAUGCUAGCGGACCGCAGCAGAAUCAGGCUUCACAACAGGGCCCCAAGCCUGGUCCUCAACAAAGUCCAAAACCCACUCCUCAGCCGGUUCCCAAACCCGGACCUCAGCAGAACCUUAAGUCUGGACCUCCUCCGCAAGGCCAAAGACCCGGUCCUCCUCAGCAGAGUCCAAAACCUGGCAUUCAGGGUCAGAGACCCGUCCCCCAGCAGAACCCAAAGCCCGGACCCCAACAGGGUCAGAGACCCGGUCAGCAGCAAAGUCCCCGGCCUGGUGGACCCCAGCAGGGCCAGAAAUCUGGACCGCAUCAGAGCAGGUUUAGCGGUGGGCCACAGAUCCAAAGGUCCGGUCCCCCACACGGCCCAAAGGGAGGUUUUCAGUCGCCUCCAAUUAAACCAGAACCAAAUCAGUCAAAGGAGGCUCCUUCUAAAGGCAGCACGACCGACCUGGACGGUGGAGCGGAAAAGACGUUCAAGGCAACCCUGUCCAUGCUUCUGAAACCUGGAGAGAAGACCUAUUCACAAAGAUGCCGCCUGUUUGUUGGAAAUCUGCCCAAUGACAUAACUGAAGAAGACUUUAAGAAGAUGUUCGCAAAAUAUGGAGAGCCCUCUGAAGUUUUCAUCAACAAAGCCAAAGGUUUUGGCUUUAUUCGACUGGAGUCACGAGCAUUGGCAGAGAUUGCAAAAGCAGAGCUGGAUGACAUCCCGAUGAAAAACAGACCCCUGCGUGUUAGAUUUGCCACCCACUCCGCAGCGCUGUCUGUGAAAAAUCUUUCUCCGUUUGUGUCCAACGAGCUCCUGGAGGAAGCCUUCUCCCAGUUUGGAAUGGUUGAGCGAGCCAUCGUCAUUGUGGAUGACCGUGGGCGGUCCACAUGUAAGGGGAUUGUGGAGUUUUCCUCCAGAGUGGCUGCCAGAAAGGCCCUGGAUCGUUGCAACGAGGGUGUUUUCCUUCUCACUUCGUCGCCUCGCCCUGUUGUGGUCGAGCCUCUGGAGCAGUAUGAUACAGAAGACGGUCUUCCAGAGAAACUGGCCCAAAAGAACCCAAAAUAUCAAGCAGCUCGUGAAGAACCACCUCGCUUUGCUCGACCUGGUACUUUUGAGUUUGAGUAUGCCAAACGCUGGAAAUCCCUUGAUGAGAUGGAGAAACAGCAAAGGCAGCAGGUGGAGAAAAACAUGCGUGAGGCUCGUGAAAAGCUGGAGAGUGAGAUGGAGGAUGCCUACCAUGAGCACCAGGCUAAUCUCCUGCGUCAAGAAUUGCUGAGGCGUCAGGAAGAACUAAGACGUAUGGAAGAGAUGCACAACCAGGAAAUGCAGAAGAGAAAAGAGAUGCAGCUCAGACAAGAGGAAGAACGUCGCAGACGUGAAGAAGAAAUGCUGCGAAAGAGGGAUAUGGAAGACCAGAUGCGCCGCCGUGAAGAAAACUACAGGAUGGGCAACUUUAUAGAUAGGGACAGGGAGAUGAGAAUGCAUUCCGCUGGAGCUCUGGGCAUGGGAGACAUUUCUUUUGGUGGAUCCAGCCAGAACUUCCCAAUGAGCGGGCUUGGCUUUGACGCUCAGCAGGGCAUGGGAUCGUCUUCAGGAGGAUUGAUGGCCAACGAAAUGCUCAAUGAGCGCUUUGCCCAGAGCGCUCAGAGGGGAAUGGGUCCCGGCACUGCUGGGUAUGGCAGAGUUCGUGAGGAGUUUGACGGCCCAAUUAAGAAGCCCCGUUUUUAAGCGCUGUCUACACGCAGGAUCAUUCAUAAAAUUUCUCCAAAUGACCAUGCUGGGUCCUAUUUCUUGUAUUUAAGUUCGAAGUGUUGCAUCGUUUUAGCCAAGCAAUUUACUAAUUUUUAUGGGACAUACUUUUUUCUUCAUUUUUAUUAUUGGUGUGGGAGUAGAUGUCACUUAGGUGUGACAAUUUUUUUGACGAUGUACCUUUUUCGUUCCUAGAUGUAAUGUGCUGUGAGUCAUCGUAAAGUGAUAAUGUAACCUUUCUGAACCGCUCAUGGCUUUGUUUUGUGCCCGAUAUCUGGAGUUAAAGCAUGUGUUACAAUAAAGACACACUGAUUCCAUCAGGACGGACCAAUAACCUUUAUUCCUGAAUUGUACAUUUUUAAUUACCAAAACAUUUCUUAUGAAAUGCAUAAAAACACCUAAAGAUGUAACAGAAUGCUUUUGUUUUUUCGUCCAAUAAAUUUUGAUUUUUUUUUUUAACCCCUCUUGCUAUUUGCAUUUUGAUCACAUAUCAGAACUAUUAUAGAAUUAACUUUCAUAAGUAAACUUGAGCCAAUUAUGGUUAUGGUCAUGGCCUUAUUUUUUAUCCAAUUCAAGACUUGUUUCACUAGACAAAAUAAGAAAAUAGAUUGCAACAUUAUAACAUUUUGUCCGAUUAAUGCUGACUAAUUUUUUACAUUUGUAUUGGCUGCUCGAGGCCUUCUGGCACCAAAAACAAUCAGAUUCUGCAUCAAGAUUUUAUAUUAAAGGAUUACGGUCAAAACUCUUGACAAUCAAAAUAAUUUCCUCUGAAUACCUUUAUCUCUGCACACAGAAUACAGUAAUCUACCAUGCGGCUCUGGAUUAACAAGGGAUGGGUACUGAAACUUGGUGGAUAAAUGUCACCAGUACCGAUGUCAAUGAUACGACCAGGAUAUUAUUAAAAACUUGUUUUUUGGUGCCUCGUUUCAGACCUGCUCUUUUCGGUUUUGUUAGACAAUUCGAAGUAAUAUUUUUUCCUUUCAAGCAAUUGUUGGUGGGCUCACUAGAAUUAGUGAAGGCAGUAGGGUGCGUUGAAUUUCAGUCAGAAUGCAGAAGAUAAGAAAACUGAAAGUUUAGCUGUAAUUCACAGCUAAGGAUUCAAAAUAAGCAACUAAUGGAUAAGAGUGACUUGUAAAACACUACAAAGAUUGUUAUGGCAAUGAGCAGUGAAUUAAAUGAUUACUCCAUUGUGUGUAAACGGAGACACUGCGCUGUUGUGCAGACUGUAAGAAAAAAAAAAAUUAAAGGAUCUUAGGCAAAUUUAAACGCUGUCCUUCACCUUGUGAUGUUUCAUUGUCACAUCUAAAUGUUAUUGGGACAAAAUGUGCAUGUUUAUUG
Oryzias latipes (Japanese medaka) is the source of this 3651-nucleotide messenger RNA. RefSeq names its product splicing factor proline/glutamine-rich (gene sfpq). NCBI's taxonomy places the organism in Eukaryota, Metazoa, Chordata, Actinopteri, Beloniformes, Adrianichthyidae. Gene Ontology annotation, molecular function: RNA binding. The record is from RefSeq and is a predicted model, not a curated record.